AUGCCUGCGACAACACCAGUACCGAACAAUACGGGUGCGUGCUCCUUUCUCUCGGAAGAGACCUCUCUCCGCUCAGCUAAUAAUGUCAUCGCUCUUGCAGGUGUGGCAAACACUGUCACUAGGGUAGCCGGUGCCGGUUUACGACUGGCCUUGCUCCUGAACGCCGUUGCGUGCCAGGUCGCCCCCCUAGGCGUAGAUAUCCAUAGCAUUUCCAAAGGCAUCGCUCUGUUCUCGACGAGCCUUAAGCAAUUGGGCCAGAGUCUUCAGGCCGAGCAUUCGGUACACGCGCGGGAAUGCGUUGAUACGGCACACCAGAUCAGCUACCAGGCUCAAGCAGUCUUCGAAGAGGUUGAGGAUAUGCUGGACAAGGUGCAAAAGCACGAACCGAAUGAACAAGCAGUCUCCGUGCAGCAGCGCUUCAGGACUUGUUUUAAGAAGCAGCGCGUCACUUAUCUCUUGGCUCAAUUGGAGUCGCUGAAGCUGAGCCUCAUGGUAAUGCUACAGAUUCUUCACCUUGGUCGCUUGCAAGAAAUAAAAAGCGUUUUAAACACCCUCGCCGACGAGUUGAUAGUCCAAGAGAGGGCCGAUGCGCAGAAUAUGCUGAUUGUCAGAUAUUGGUCAACAAAGAGGCUCGAUAGAUUAUGGGAACUUGCCCGGCAAGAAGCGAUCGAUACAGCCCCCAGCUCAAGUCGCUUAGACACGACCUCGGGCAGUCCAAUGUCAUCCAAAUUUCCUGUUAUUCCUCUUGGGGUAGAAUCGUCGCUGAACUUCAUGGAAGAAUCACCAAACGACAUGCUGCGUCUUACAGCAGAAGUUCUUGAUGCAUUACUGAAACGCUGGAUCCGCAUAGAGGCUGGACAACAACAUGUCAAGAGCAUGUUGCCGGCCUAUGUAUCCUCUGGAAGCGACGAUGAAAUAUCCGACUCCGACGAGGCACUUGACCGGAGCCCCAUGCAAGGAUAUUUCAUCGAAGGUGUGACGACAAAUUGGAGGGAACCUCAUUCGCAGGAAGCUCGCAUGAAAGCAGCGCAACUACGAAAGUUGUACUCGAACAAGCAAGCGCAUGUUCAUAGCGAUUCUGAGGAUUCAAUGCUAGAGAAGAAGAGUUCUAAGAAGUCAUCCCGCUCGAACUCAGGCUUUGCAGACAGCGACUCUGACAAUAUGCCAGAGCAGGGACUAUUUGACGCCAAGGAAGAGGUCUCUGUUGGUCAGUCGAGGGACGGCGUAUCCCGGCCUUAUUCAUACUCUACAGCAAAUACCGUUCCCGGCUGCGAUGCUAAUAAUUACUGGCAGCACGAGGGCAUUCCUAAGAACCCUCAGCCUGCUGGGCCCGCGCAAACUCAAGUGCCCCCCAAGUCUCGACCAAUCCCAGUGCCGCAGGCGAAUAUAAACCGACACCCGGACCGACUAGCUACCUCGCAACCAGCAUGGCCACCGCCGAGUCCGUCCAAUUGCAAUAGCAUGUCUGCAAAUUCGUCGUCAUCCUUUUACAAAACGGCACCCACAUCGACCGGAUUCCCUGUCACUUCCCUUCAGCCUCGACAGCAACCUCGAUAUCCUCAGCAUCAGCAACGAAACCCCACAUAUCCUCCUUCCCAUAGCCUUGUCCGAACACUAUCUGAUAACUCGGUCCAACCUCAACAAUAUUCAACAACACCAUCAACUCAACCACACCGCCAUCGAUCCUUACGCAACAGCAGCGGAAGCAAUAACAACAAUAAUAAUAGACGCCGAAAGAAUACUCAAAGCCCUGCGCCUGCGCCGCAUGACCGUCACAGGGAUCUAAAACGAACCGCGAUGCGAGGAAUUCUCGGCGCAAGUGCCAUAGGGGGGUUCAUGGAUGCUCUAGAAGCUUUUAGUAUUAUUUGA
Messenger RNA from Talaromyces atroroseus, 1869 nucleotides. RefSeq lists its product as hypothetical. The record is from RefSeq and is a predicted model, not a curated record. The transcript has 2 exons. Bases 1 to 1869 code for a protein of 622 amino acids. NCBI's taxonomy places the organism in Eukaryota, Fungi, Ascomycota, Eurotiomycetes, Eurotiales, Trichocomaceae.